Penicillium egyptiacum is the source of this 1533-nucleotide messenger RNA. NCBI's taxonomy places the organism in Eukaryota, Fungi, Ascomycota, Eurotiomycetes, Eurotiales, Aspergillaceae. The record is from the annotation of a GenBank genome assembly.
AUGGGAUGCCCAACCAUGUUUUUACAACUUGUGGCGUUGCUCUUGGUGACAUGCGAGUCACUGGCAGAUAUCCCUCCGCUGUAUCGAUCGCGACCAUAUGACCUGGGAGCGUUCGACCGAUGGCCUCACCAGCUCUACCACUCAUCCAAUGCCAUUGGGCCUAUCCUGAAUGUCCACCAGGAAGAUGCACAAUGUUACAAUGAGAGCAUCUUCACCGUUGUUCCCUACUGGGGAAAGCAAGUGAACGUUCCGGGAGUGAUGCUCCUCGAUACAAAAGGGUAUCUCGUCUGGCACACGACCGGGUAUGUCACAGCAGACAUACAAUCCUUUCGAGGAGAGGACUAUAUUGUCUCCCUUUCGGAAGACUCAACCUAUUAUGCAUUGAUAAACUCCCGCUACGAGGAAGUUUAUCAAAUCCGUUCAGGCAACGGGUGGCAGCUUGAUGCGCAUGAGUUAACCCUGAGUCCCUCAGGGACGGCACUUCUGGUUAUCAAUGGUGUCUUCGCGGUGAACCAAACGGCGUUCAAGGCACCGCCGGAAGUUGAAUUUAUUCUGGAGGCAGGGUUCCAGGAGAUCGACGUCCAGACAGGAGAGGUGCUGUUUGAGUGGCUAGCUUCAGAUCAUUAUAGCUUUGAAGAGUACUAUCAUUUCCAGCCGGGCGAUGGUAGAAGCGAAAAAACCGCGCCGGACUUAUUCCACGUCAACAGCAUCGAAAAAGACGAUCUCGGCAAUUACCUCAUUUCCUGUCGAAUGAUGAGCUCCAUUGUCUAUGUGGAUGGUCGAACAGGCGCUGUGAUCUGGAAGCUUGGAGGGAAAGCAAAUAUGUUCAAGGACCUAUCCGGUGGCGCCGCGACAAACUUCAACGGUCAGCACCAUGCCCGGUUCCACGAUCACGGCCGGAUUGUUUCCAUCUUCGACAAUGGAAACUGCCCUGGCCGUCCUGUGACAGGUCCAACCCGGGGUCUGACGGUGGUCCUAGACACAGAGAAGAUGACUGUGCAGUUGCAGCAUGAAUACAUCAGCCCAAACAGUGUCCUCACCGACAACAGUGGAUCGAUGCAGAUCUUGGAUAGUGGCAAUGUGGUCCUUGGCUUUGGCCCGAACGCAAACUGGGCCGAAUACGCCUCAGACGGAUCCCUGCUUUGCAAUGUUCACAUGGGCCCCGAGACGUUCUUCAACAGCGGGGAAAUUCGCUCCUACCGGAUCACGAAGAGUCCCUGGGUUGGUCAUCCUCAGGCCAUGCCUGAGAUUGCUGUGGAUGAUGGACGAGUGUAUGUGAGCUGGAAUGGGGCCACGGAAGUGUCUAUGUGGUCUUUGAAUGGAACCGAUAUUGAGGGUGUUGGGGAAGAGUCAGUCUUCAUGGGGAGAUUUCCUAAAGGCGGCUUUGAGACUGAAAUACCUGUUCCUACCAACCCGACUAGUCGGUAUUUCUUUGUUAAUGCUCUGGACAGAGCUGGUCAGGUUAUCGGCUCAACCUCUGCAAUGCAGUGGCCUUCUAAGCCUAGACAAGGUCUUGUACACCAAGGUCUUUGA